Eupeodes corollae is the source of this 2618-nucleotide messenger RNA. Its product is annotated as tigger transposable element-derived protein 6-like. Lineage: Eukaryota; Metazoa; Arthropoda; Insecta; Diptera; Syrphidae. The transcript is spliced from 2 exons. Gene Ontology annotation, cellular component: nucleus. Gene Ontology annotation, molecular function: DNA binding. Bases 479 to 2374 code for a protein of 631 amino acids. The record is from RefSeq and is a predicted model, not a curated record.
UAAGUGUCGCAAAUAGGGCCCACGUUCGUAAUAUGGCCCACCGCAAUAUUUUUUGAAUGAAACAAAGUAGGCACUCAAUUGCCAGUUCAAAUUAUACACAUUCAAACCGGUUUUGCUUCAUUGUAUGUCGGUGACAAUAGCUGAUCAGCGGUGCAAGAUACAACAAGUUGUAAUUUUUGUUCGUGUUUGAUGUAAAUUUUGGGUGAGUUUACUUAAGGAUUUUUAAAUUAAAAUUUGCUGAAAUUGAAAAAUUUUUUUGGUAAUAUAUGUGUGGUUAUAUUUUAUGUUAUGAAAUGUGAAGUUAAAAUUUUGAUUGAAGUUAAUUUAGUAUGGUUAAAAUAAAAAAAAGUGAAAAAAUCACAGUGUUGAUAAUAUGGCCCACCCCAGGUGUAUCAAAUAUGGACCAGUGGGCCAUAUUUGAUACAUGAAUUUAACUGAGCCUUAAUGUUUUUUUUUUUUGUUUUUGUUUUAAAGAAUCAUGGCUUCAAGUUCUAAGAAACCCACAAAACAACGACAAACUUGGCUGAAAGAAGAUAUGAUUAAAGCAAUCUCUGCAUAUAAAGACAAAAAAAUGGGUUUCUUAAAAGCGUCAAAGGAAUUCAACGUGCCUAAAACAACUUUACGGCGUUUGGUAGCAGAGGAUAAUAAACCUUUAGAUAAAGUGGUGAGUGCAAAACUAGGAAGAAAACCCAUCUUUCCGCUAGAACUCGAAGAGUCUUUGGUUGAUUAUACUCUACAAAUGGAAGGAAAACUCUUUGGACUUACUCGCAAUGACAUAAAAUCAUUAGCAUUUCAACUGGCACUAAAAAACAAUAUACCAAACCCGUUUUCAUUGGUAAACGAAGUUGCAGGUAGGUCCUGGUUGCGGUUAUUCCUUAAGCGUCAUCCGUUGUUGUCGUUCCGGCAGCCGACUGGGACGUCUUUUGCUCGAGCUAGUGGAUUUUCAAAAGAAAACGUUGACAUAUUUUUCAACCACCUUGAAAAACUAAUGGUGACGUACCGUUUCUCUCCUGACAAAAUAUUUAACGUGGAUGAAACAGGAAUUUCAGUUGUUCCAUCCAAAAUGCCGAAAGUGUUGGCACUCAAAGGUCGAAGACAGAUAGGAGCACUAACAUCAGGUGAAAGAGGCUCGUUGAUAACCGCAAUUUUGUGCAUGAGUGCUGGGGGAUCGUUUGUACCACCAAUGUUUAUUUUCCCUAGGAAAAGGGACAAUCCAAUUCUAAUGAAAGGUGCACCGCCAGGUUCCAUUUACGCUAAUCAUCCAUCCGGAUGGGUUCAAACGAAUUUGUUCACGAAAUGGUUCAAGCAUUUCUUUGAUAAGGUGAAGCCAUCGGCAUCUUCACCUGUGCUUUUAAUAAUGGACGGACAUGCAAGUCACACAAGGAAUAUUGAACUUGUGGACUUGGCUAGGAAUAAUCACGUCCACAUUCUUUCCAUCCCUCCGCACUCAAGUCACAAAAUUCAACCGUUAGACAAGACAUUUAUGGGGCCCCUCAAAAAAUAUUUAACAGAAGAAAUUAGACGCUGGGUAAUCAACAACGCAAGGGCUUUGACGCAUUUCGAUAUAAUUGAGUUAUUCGGGCGGGCCUACUUAAAAACUCAAGCAGGAGACAUCGCGGUGAAUGGAUUUGCUUCGACUGGCAUAUGUCCAUUUGAUAAGCAUAUCUUCAAGGACCACGAUUUUUUGGCCGCAGAAGAGGUUGAUGGAACCAACUUAGAAAAUCCUGGUCAGUUGAAUGUGCCUCCUAGUCCUCACGAGAUUAUGCAGACGGAACCAGAUCCAGAUGAACCUUCCACUUCUAGGGGAAUAAGGUCAAUUGCUGAAGUUUUGGAAUCCAAUUCUAAACCAGUAGAAACAGAACUUCACUUUUCGGAACCUUCUUCUUUCAUAACACCCCAUGAAAUUUCUCCAAUUCCCAUCCGGACUAAGAAAAUAUCAAAUCGUGGAAGAAAACGAGGGAAAUCUGAAAUUAUUUCAUCUUCCCCUUAUAAGCUUCUUUUGGAAGAAUCGAUGAAAAAAAAAGGUGAACCAAAAUUAAAGAAGCCAAAGGCAGAAAGAGAAAGAAAAACUAAGCUUUGUUUAGAUAAGAAGAAGGUUCUAAAGAAUUUAAAGCUAAGAGAAAAGAAGAUCAAUCGUAAAGAAGUAUCGUCUUCAUCAGAAAGUGAGGAAGAUUUCGUUCCAGACGAAUCAUCAGAUGCGAGUCCUGAUAGAAGCAACCAGGAAGAUGCCAAAUGCAUUUACUGUUGUAGUUUGUUUUCGGAUGAUAAGGGAGGAGAGGAAUGGGUGCAAUGCGUCGUAUGCACAAUUUGGGCCCAUGAAGACUGCUCGGGCAAUGAAAAUAAAUAUUUUAUAUGUGAAUUUUGUAGCAAUUAGGCUAUAACAUAUUUGAAAACCAUUGUUUCAAAUAUGGCCCACCCUGGUCCAUAUUUGAAACCAAGUGGGCCAUAUUAGGAGCCUUUUUUUAAAAAUUGCGAAAUGAAGUGGAUUUAAUUUUUUCUCAAUAUCUUUUUUGUAUUUAUUUAUUUAUGUUUUAAACUUGUAAAGACUGAACUAAAAAUAAUUUGUAAUACUAAAAAAAAUAUAUAUAUAUGAAUUCGAGUUAAAUUUGUCGUUUUAU